Molecule: messenger RNA, 492 nt
Organism: Adineta ricciae
Lineage: Eukaryota; Metazoa; Rotifera; Eurotatoria; Adinetida; Adinetidae
Source: the annotation of a GenBank genome assembly
AUGUAUCGCAUUACAAUUCCCCAAUCAAAGAUACAUGGCACAUCGCUCAUGACACAUGUCAAUACCAAACAGUUACCCCAUACUGACCAUAUGGCGAUCACUGAUGCCUAUAAAUAUCGAACUUCGAUUCCAUUACCAUACACAACAUCAAUGAUCACAAUUCAACAAGAAAAACAUCCCAAUUCUACAUACCCAACAUACACUUACAAAUCCAAGAUCUUACUCAUCAUCACCCAAUACCAUAAAACCAUGGAAACAAAUUCACCAACUUGUCUGAACAAGCUCUCACGAAUCAAUCUACCGUCUUCCUUCCACACGACCACGACCCACAAACAUCUCAUCCAACCAACACAGCACCAAACCGCGAAUCGUACCCAUCUCACCAAUCAUCAAAAUCAAGCACAAAUCCACGAUGUACAAUGGAUCACAGAAACACCGACUAAUCGAAGUAAAUCUCUGACAGAUCCUGAGAACUUACAGAGCACAAGCUAG